Messenger RNA from Pleuronectes platessa (European plaice), 2733 nucleotides. RefSeq names its product hyaluronan binding protein 2 (gene habp2). The transcript is spliced from 13 exons. Gene Ontology annotation, molecular function: calcium ion binding; serine-type endopeptidase activity. The coding region runs from base 319 to 1977 and encodes 552 amino acids. Gene Ontology annotation, biological process: proteolysis; blood coagulation. NCBI's taxonomy places the organism in Eukaryota, Metazoa, Chordata, Actinopteri, Pleuronectiformes, Pleuronectidae. The record is from RefSeq and is a predicted model, not a curated record.
AGAGAACUUCUGGAAAAACCAGCUUGUAGGGCACGUCAACCUGACAACAGUGUAAAGUAGCAUCAACAGAUUUAUUUCAUUUUUCACCGUGACACUUUCCCACAGUUAAUCGGAGCUACGGACGUUACUUUAUUUCGACGACCUCGGCGGAAGCAAAGGUCACUGGUAAUAGAAGACAAAGUAGUGAGUGACCUGUGACUUCUGCCAAAUCAAUGCAGGGAGAAAUGAUUUACAGGUGGGAGGAGAGUGUCAGGGUCUUCAUUUUGAAGGGGUUUUAUCUAAGGUCUCCGAACCACAGAGACUCACUCUGGUCCCAUCAUGGCUGCGCUACACAUCAACACAGUCUGCUUGAUAACCUCGCUGUGGGCGCUCGCUGCGUUCGGACAGGAACUCCACGUGAUCUCGGAGACAGGCGGCACGGAUUAUGGAUAUUACUACGAUUAUGCCACUGAGAGUCCAGCAGGAGAUCUCGAUUUGUCAGAUUAUGACUGGUUGUACGACCUCCUGGAUGUCUCAGACGAGUGUGAUCCAAACCCGUGUCUGAACAGAGGCGUCUGUGAACACCAGGCUACCGGGGGCUUCAUGUGCUCGUGCCCUGAGCCCUACACAGGGAAGAAGUGUCAGAAUGUCAAAGACGUUUGCAGGAAUGUGAAAUGUGGCCACGGCAGCUGCGUCCUCACGUCCACUGCUCCCUUCUUCGAGUGCAAGUGCAAACCUCCAUUCCGACCACCCAGCUGCACCAAAGCUGCUCCCUGCAGACCCAGUCCCUGUCAGAACGGAGGCUCCUGCAUGAAGGGCCCCAAACUCUCUUCCUUCACAUGUUCCUGUCCUAACGGAUACACUGGCCGAUUCUGCGAAGUGGGUCCAAAUGACUGUUACCAAGAGGACGGAGAGUUCUACCGCGGCAAGGUGAGUGUCACUGCGGAGGGGGAGGAGUGUCUGGACUGGAACUCCUACUUCAUCGCGCAGAGCAGGGGGGAUCCCUUCCAAGAGUACGCAGGCUUCGAUGGAAUCGGGCCACACAACUACUGCAGGAACCCUGAUGGAGAUGAUCAGCCCUGGUGCUUCAUUAACAAAGAUGGCAAACUGAAGUGGAACCACUGUAACGUCAGGAAAUGUUCUGCAGUUCCAGCUACCAUACCAACCAUCCACGAAACAGAUCCGACUCCAGUCCAACCCAGCGUCCCUCCGGCCCAGUUCUCCAAGUGUGGAAGGCCUCAGCCCGGCCGCUCGUCCAGGAUCUUCGGAGGGAGGAAGUCUCAUCCUGGGGCUCAUCCAUGGCAGGUUUCCCUGCAGACCAGAACCAAAGGCUCCUCCGAACCUUUCGGGCACAUCUGCGGCGGCAUCCUCCUCGAGUCCUGCUGGGUCCUCACUGCUGCACACUGCCUUAAAAGUGGAGUGGAAAUGCAGGUGGUGCUGGGAGGAGUGGACAUAGAGAAGGACGAGGUAUAUGAUCAGGUCAUUCCUGUGGUGAAGGCCAUUAUGCACGAGGAAUACAGGGCGACCAACUUUGCUCUUUAUAAUGAUGUUGCCAUGCUUCAGCUGAGAGUCACAGACUCACCGUACUGUGCCAAAGAAACACGCUUUGUGAAGACAGCCUGUCUGGCAAACCAUCCCUUCAGCAGUGGGACGGAGUGUGUGAUCUCAGGAUGGGGUGCGACCGAAACACAGAAGUACGGUACCAACCAGCUGCUGGACGCUCGUGUUCUCCUGAUCUCCCAGGACAAAUGUAAAGCCCCCCACGUGUACGGGGACUCUCUGGACGACAGCAUGUUCUGUGCGGGCAACAUGAACGGAGGGGUCGACUCCUGCCAGGGCGACUCCGGGGGCCCUCUGGUGUGCGAGCGGAACGGGACGCACUACGUCGUCGGCGUGGUGAGCUGGGGCGACGGCUGCGGCAAGAAGCACAAGCCCGGUGUCUACAGCAACGUGGGCCAUUUCACCGACUGGAUCACUCAUCAUUUACUCUCCCAAUGAGAAUGAACCAGCGUGCUCUAUGCUGCCUCCUGUACAGAUGGAAUCUAACCCCACAACGAUGACUCUCCCUCCAGUACCUCAUUAGAUUACAUUUCAUUUAGCUGACGCUUUUAUCCAAAGUGACUUACAAUAAGUGCAUCAACUCCGAGGGUACAGACCCAGAACAACAAGAAUCAAGAAAGUACAAUUUCUUCAAAAUAAAACAAAACUACAAAGUGCUGUAAGUAAGUGUCAUUUAAGAGCUACUAAAGUGUUAGUUUCAAAGAGUUGUUAGUGUUUGGUUUUAUUCAAGGUAAAGUCGGAAGAGGUGUGUUUUUAGUUUUCGGCGGAAGAGGUGUAUACUUUCAGAUGUCCGGAUGUCGAUGGGGAGCUCAUCAAUACACAAAUCAUGUAUACCUCACUUUGGUAAAGUCACAUUUCAGUAACAAAAUAUUUCCCCAGGGCUCCAACGUCAUUAGAUAUAGUUACAAAGAGCCUAAAUGCAAACGUGGUUAACGACCCUGUGACGCCUGCAGGUGGAUGCCGAGGGAGUGAGGGUAAAUCUGCGAACUGAGAGGAUGACAGUUCAAAAAUACAAGUUAUUGUCAUACUCUGGGAUUUCAGUAAUUAAUGGUUGGUUUUGUGAGAUUUCAGUGAAAUGCCAAGGAUGAAAUAUGCAAGUUUAUUUGUAUGUUUUUGUCGUUUUCUAACAAACAGCAGAAACGGUGCUAUGGCAAUUUUACGCCGUCGUCAGGAAUAAAGAGUGAAUCAAACAAA